Molecule: messenger RNA, 840 nt
Organism: Zerene cesonia (dogface butterfly)
Lineage: Eukaryota; Metazoa; Arthropoda; Insecta; Lepidoptera; Pieridae
Exons: 4
Coding region: 1-840 (279 amino acids)
Source: RefSeq, a predicted model, not a curated record
AUGAUACCUGAAAUAGAUCUAAAAGAACCUGGGGUACAAGACACCAGCUUUCUGGUCGAAAAAUGUUCAAAUAUUGCAUCAGAAACAACACCGCUACACGAACGCAUCGAGAAGCUUAAACAACAACUAAAAGAUGAGAUAAAAGACAAAAUAUUCGAAAACGCAGCGGCCGAAGAUAAACUGUCGUUUUCAGACGAGAACUAUGAUUUCAUUCAAGACGAAGAUGUCAAAAUAACACCCAUCAUACGUUCGAAACAGAAACGUCAGAAAACAUUAAAAAUCACAACUGUCAACGUGACGAGCGCGGGAACGCCAGCGUUCCAUAAUCAAAGUCAGCUGCGUUCGAAAAUUAAAAAGAAGAAGAAGGCCAGUUUGAAAAAGCCGUUGGAUAUAUUUUACAGGCGGUUUAGUGAAGAUAUAACGAAAACCGAAUUACAAUGGACCCACUGUCAGUACCUGAUUACGCCAUUUCUGACUGGAGUGCAGACUGAUGUGUCGAAGAUGAAAAAGUUGUUGCAUCAAAAGGACCCAAUGGUUGUCCGAUUACUACAGCUGCUUAGUAUAGACGCAACAGCAUUAAACAAAGAAGAUAUUUAUUCGAUUCUAUACCAAAUAAGCAAUUUAAAUAUACGCCUGUUUCAAUGGGACGUGCCGUCUAUAAAGCUUUUACUCAAUGUAGUUAUAAGAGACAAAGUGCACAACUUUCGCACGCUGAAACACAGUCUGUCAGCGCUGUUUUCUGACUGGAAGUUGGAUGUCAGCAACGCUACCAGUUUACUCAAACAGACUAGAAUAUUCCGCCCGCCCUGUGUGAGGGUUUCCGACUCUGAUGGUGAGUAA